AUGUCUUCCAACCCUCAAGACGAUGCAGACCGCAUUCGUCUGAAGCGGCUUGCGAAGCUCCAGGGCGCGAGUCCUACGCCUCCAGCGUCCGGGUCGUCCACUCCUGCGCCUGCAGAGACCAAACCUAAGCCCAGGCCUAUACCGCCGCCAUCGCAGAAGAGGGUGCUGGAAGAGCCUCAGGCGCUGCCGCCAGUUCCGCAGCGGAGACACGCACCAGUGACUCCCGCAUCUCUUGAGUUCCCGACCUGGGAGCACGAGACGAUCGGUCAUGUAUUUAAUGUGGCACUGGAGAAAGCCGUUGCUGAGAAGAGCGGCUGGGAAAUUGUCUGGCUGAAGCAUCUGGCCGCCGAGUUGGAAUCUGAGAGUCCAGACGCUUCAAAGUCAAUCAGACUGAGUGGGGACAUUGCAGAUCGCCUGCUCAUAUCGAGGCUGGAAUUGGACCCGGAAGCUAUGUCGGAUGACCUGGAGUAUCUUUCCGUCAUUGCUUCCCUUCCACCACAGCAGACGAGCUUUCAGUAUCUGGUUGGAUGCUGGAAGCGAUUGAACGCCACAAGGUCUGCAUUCCUGAGAAAGGGAUACCCGCCCGUUGAGAAUCAACGAGGGCAGGAUCUUCUGGACAAGUUGCGGGAUCUAGUCAUCAGCUAUGCGGGAUUGAGUCUGCAGGAGCCGGAAAUGUUCCCUCAACCGUCAGGGCGAGAUUUGGGUCCUUCGGAACUGGUGGCGCCGCUGCUAUCGCUUUCAUCUCUGUCUGCGCCCCUUCUCUCGACUUCCGCGUCGUCUCCCAACACACUGUCGCCUUUUGAGGUUGAGCCAUUCCUACAAGACCUCGCCAAGCGCUUCGAGCCGGAGAACGAGAUUGAUGGUGUGCUUGGGCCAGUCGUCACACAAUUGUGUUGCCACCCGUCACUGUUCCGCCCCGAAGGUCUAGCUGGUGGCGAUGCCAGCUGGCGAAGUGUCAUCGGUGGAUUGGAGGCGCUGGUCAGUAUCAAGAGCAUCGCGAUGAUGAUCACGCGCCUGGAGAACUGGAUCCCUCCCAAUGCGACGGCCCCGGACUUCGAGCGAGUGAGCUUGUUGGGACCCUUGCUAAGACUAGGUGUCUUCGAGAGAGAAUGGCCAGCCAUCGCCAACACAUACUAUUCUAAGCCUAAAGAGCGUUCCCAGGGUGACAUCGAGUCAUCUACUGCUAGUCUCCGCGGGACAUUGAAGAGCCUGCAGUCCUCUAUGUUCCAGGUCUUCAAUACCCUCGUUCGGGCAUCGCCUGAGACUCGGGAGGCAGUCUUGCAAUACUUUGCCCGCGUUAUCGCACUGAAUCAUAGGCGUGCAGGCUCACACGUCGAACCUGACACUGUUGCGUCAGAUUGCUUCAUGGCAAAUCUCCAAACGAUCUUAUUUCGCUUCUGCGAGCCUUUCAUGGAUGCAAACUACACGAAGAUUGACCGUAUUGACCCCGCAUACUAUGCUCAUUCCUCUCGCAUCAACAUAACAGAGGAGACUCGUAUCAACGCGACUAGUGAGGAAGCGGAGCAAUGGCGAGAACGUAAUGCGUCACCUGGUGACGCGCCUAACUUCAUCUCGGACAUAUUCUACCUUUCGAUGGCUAUGAAUCAUUACGGGUACCAGAAGACAAUCUCAACAUUCGAAGACUUGGCGAGACAGUAUGAUGAGAUAAACCGGCAUUUGGAGAUGCUCGAGGGUGAUGGCUCUUGGCGUGGGACUAUGUUCCAAGCGCGGACAGAAACAGCUAUCAAGGCUGUCAAAGUUGAGUUGGACAAGGUGUUGACAUCGCAACUCGCAUUCUCCGUACAACUUGUAGACCCGGAGAUCGUAUUCCGAUCCGUCAGCUUCGUGAAUUUUGUAUCGACAUGGCUCAUUCGGCUUGUUGAUCCAAAACGUCGACAUCCGAAUCCGCCGGUUGAAUUGCCGUUGCCCAAGGAAGUUCCGGAGUCCUUCAAAGUAUUGCCUGAGUAUUUGAUAGAGGAUGUGAUCGACUAUCAACUAUACGUUGUAAGACAGAGCCCCGAAUCUUUGGAACUUUCCGGCAAGAACGAGAUACUUGUCUGGACGUUAACCUUCUUGACAUCCACGUGGUAUAUCAAGAAUCCAUUCCUGAAGGCGAAACUUGUCGAGGUUCUCUUCUAUGCGUCAUUGAACUGGGGAGGGCACCGCGCCAUCAUGACGUCGACGCUCAACUCUCAUCCCAUUGCAUUGAAAUAUCUCGUACCUGCUCUAACGCACUUCUAUAUUGAGGUUGAACAGACAGGGGCGAGUUCGCAGUUCUACGACAAAUUCAAUUCUCGUCGUAACAUUGCGUACCUCUUUCGGGCAAUUUGGGACAAUGCUGUCCACCGGGAAGCCCUGAAGAACGAGACGAGGAAUAACAUGGAGAAAUUCGUCCGCUUUGUCAACCUUAUGAUUAACGACGUGACCUACCUUAUGGAUGAAUCGCUCAGCGAACUCACCAAAAUCCAUGAGAUUCAAACCGAAAUGGAGGACGCCGCCACGUUCAACUCGAAGCCCGUCCAGUACCGCCGUGAGCGCGAAGGUGCCCUGCGUUCGCUAGAGCGCCAUGCAUCUGGUUACGUGCAGCUAGGCAACUCGACUGUGGGUAUGCUAAAGGCGUUCACCGGCGAGACCAAGGAACCCUUCAUGGUCCCGGAAAUUGUGGAUCGCUUGGCGGCAAUGCUGGACUACAACCUGGACGCCCUCGCAGGCCCCAAAUGCCAAGACCUCAAGGUGAAGAACCCAGAAAAAUACAAAUUCAAUCCGAGGCAACUGCUCAGCGACCUCCUGCGAGUGUACUUGAACCUGAGCGACCAGGGCGAGUUCGCGCGUGCUAUCGCAGGGGACGGGCGCAGCUACCGGAAGGAGUUGUUCGAACGGGCUGCUGGGAUUGCGAAGAAACGGCUGCUACUGAACGACACCGAGAUUGAGAAGCUUCUCAUGUUCGUCGUGAAGGUGGAGGAGACGAAGGCAACACUAGAGGCUGAGGAUGAUCUGGGCGAGAUCCCGGACGAGUUCCUUGACCCACUGAUGUUCACUCUUAUGCGGGACCCUGUCACGCUGCCCUCCUCGCGAGCAGUCGUGGACCGAUCCACUAUCAAAUCGCACUUACUCUCGGACUCCAAGGACCCGUUUAAUCGGAUGCCCCUCACUCUGGACGACGUCACGCCGGACGUGGAGUUGAAGGAGAAGAUAGACGCGUUCCUUGCGGAACGGCAGAACAAGAACACUGCAUUGGACAAACCUGCGGAGGAUGUUGUAAAGAUGGAUGUAUCUGCGGAUUGAGCGCACUGCGUACUUGUAGCACAUUUGUAACAACGCAUACACAUGACACGGACUGCUGUACGACACGAACCAGAGAAUGUAUUUCUCAUGUGCAUGUGCA
This is a messenger RNA of Postia placenta MAD-698-R-SB12, 3385 nucleotides long. RefSeq lists its product as hypothetical. The coding region runs from base 1 to 3285 and encodes 1094 amino acids. Gene Ontology annotation, biological process: protein polyubiquitination. NCBI's taxonomy places the organism in Eukaryota, Fungi, Basidiomycota, Agaricomycetes, Polyporales, Adustoporiaceae. The record is from RefSeq and is a predicted model, not a curated record. Gene Ontology annotation, cellular component: ubiquitin ligase complex; cytoplasm; nucleus. The transcript has 23 exons. Gene Ontology annotation, molecular function: ubiquitin-ubiquitin ligase activity.